AUGGAAAUUUUACCUCAGAAUUCAGAAGAGAAAACCCUCCCAACAAAGGCAACUUUGAAGGUACUAGAAAUCAUGAACCAGAAUGGAGUCAGAGAAAAUCUCUUAAAGCAACUGAGCCAAGAUACAGGGUUUACUAAGUUCUGAGAGCAGGUUUUUAAGUAUAAGCAACGCCAAGAAGCAGAAAUAAAGGCUUGGAGCCAAUUUUGGAAGUUCAUGAACAACCUCACAGCCUUCAUGCUUGUUAUUCAGUGUAAAUCCCUAUCUGAUAGAGACCAUAAAGCUCCUGAGAAACUUAUUUUAGAUCAGAAGCAGCAGACCGAAUUUCAGAGAUCAUAUAUUUCAACCCUAAAGAAGAAGUAUUCUGUACUUUAUGAAAAAUAUCUGUUUCCAAAAUCUGAGAGGUUUGAUAGAAGCUUAAUUGGUGAAAUAUGGUAUAAUUUUUACAAGAGAGAUUUGGUGAAAGAGGGCAAUUAUGGCUUGUCCCUUCUUAUAGAUCGUAGGCAAGAUCCAAAUCUUAUAAGAGCUAUUAGAAAACUGAAAUAUGAAAUUCAAAGUACUCGUAUUAAAAACAGGGUUUAUAAUCCCUUCAGAAAGUUUGUUUCUUGUAAUUUGACAUCUGUGUCUCUUUUCUCGAUGAACAAAAAUCAAGCUGCUUCUAAAAUGUUUCUUGAGAACUCUUUUCCAGCUAAGGUUUCCAGAUUAACUCUUGGAAAUGAGAUUCCUAACUCAAAUCCCAAAAAGAUUCCAAUUUCGAUUUAUAUGAAGCUUAUUUCAAGAGUGUGCCCAAGAGUACACGCAGCCCCUCUUGCAACCAGUUAUGUCAAGUUUUACAAAUUCGAAAUUAAGCAAUCACAACUAAGAAAACUAUUUUGUUUGUGCAGUAACAAAACUGAGUUUGGUCUUACCAGCUGUAAAAUCCACACCGAGACUACAUUUGACUUAUCAAAACCCCUCAAGACAUGCUCUAUAGAGAUUCUUAACUUAAAUCAAUCUGGUCUAACUGAACUUAGCAACUGGGGCGAGAACCCUGAAUACUUUGAAAACCUACUAACCGCCUUAUCAAACUCUCCAAGCUUUGUCGAGAGUAUCAAAGAGAUGCAUUUGAAUAAGGUUGGAAUUCCCGAGUACAUUCUCAAGAAGAUGCUAAAAGAGCACAAUCUAAGCCAUGUUAUUUUAGGUAUCUAAUAUUUUCAACAUUUUAAA
Molecule: messenger RNA, 1203 nt
Organism: Moneuplotes crassus
Lineage: Eukaryota; Ciliophora; Spirotrichea; Euplotida; Euplotidae
Source: the annotation of a GenBank genome assembly